This is a messenger RNA of Lolium perenne, 1275 nucleotides long. The record is from RefSeq and is a predicted model, not a curated record. NCBI's taxonomy places the organism in Eukaryota, Viridiplantae, Streptophyta, Magnoliopsida, Poales, Poaceae.
GUGAACCAGUCCUGGCCCGUGGGGCGAACCCUAGGCGAUUUUACUGGCGGCGUCGGGGCGAACGGAGCAGCCGCCGAUGGGCGGAUGGUGAGGCAUCGCGCCGUCGUCACGUGGGGCUGGCGUCGCCGAUUCCGCACCGUCCCCAGUACGUCGGCGCGUCGGUCGUUUUCGCCCUCGUGCCCCCCACUGCGUAGCCGGUUCGUCGAUUCCGAAUCCCCGCUGCCCACUGCGCCGCCGCCCGUCGCCGCGUCGCCUCGCCUCACGCCGUCUACUCCGACGUCUCCGCGGCCCCGGCCCCGGCCCCCAUUGAGCGGCGCGCCGCCGCGUGUAUCCCCCGACGGCUUCGACCCCGAGCACGUCCCCAACGUCAGGCGCUUCGUCCUCAACCCCAUCACCAAUCAGAUGUCCCGCCUCCCGCCCCGUGUGGCCAGGCUCAACGGCGACGCGGGCCCGCUCUUCGACGUCCACAUGGGCCUCGUCACCCAGGCCGACCGCCGGCACGGGCCGCCUGACAGGGUCGCCGUCGCCGAGCUGCCGGAGGGGGACCUAAUGCUCCGGUUCCUCUCGGAGAAGGGCAAGUGGGAGACCGUGGCGGUCUCGCCGUGUCGACUCCCUUCCGCGCGACUACGAGGUGCUCGCGUUCCGCGGUCGCCUCUGGUGGGUCGACCCGACCUGGGGAGCGAUCUCCGUCGAUCCGUUCAGCGACCGGCCGGCCGGAGCUCUCCUUCGUCGAGCUGCCCAGGGGAAGCGUGCUGCCUCCAGGUGCGCCGACCCGUGGGCGUGUCACCAUGGAAUUCCCGGGCGACGCCCCGCCCGGUCAUGGCAUCCAGGCCUCCGACGAAGCUACGGACGGCGCGGCCGUGGCGUCCAACCCUCGGGUAUGUGGGCGGCGAAGUGGAGCAAAGGUACGAGCGGACGUAGCGCCGGCUCCCUGGACGUGACGCCGGCUCCUUGGACCUGGCGCCGAACGUGCUUCCCAAUCCAAUGUGAGCAAAGAAAGUGAUGCAUUCUACAAACUGACCAACACAAGGUCCCAGAUCUAGGCUUAUGUUUUUGAUGUGAUCAAUGCAAGUGUUCCAAAGCUCCUCCUGGAUGAUGCUUUUGAGCAGAAGAAUGACAUUGCAAAGGCUGUGGAGGAUGAGCUUGAGAAGGCUAUGUCAGCAUAUGGCUUUGAGAUCGUGCAGACACUCAUCGUUGACAUUGAUCCAGAUGAGCAUGUCAAGUGAGCAAUGAACGAGAUCAAUGCAGGUUAUUUGCUAUUCCCUAACAUGAUCA